CUCGAUUCGCCGGUGGUGGUGAUUGAGUUCGAGAGAGAGAGGGGAAGGGGGAUUCCAUUUUGAUUUUUUCGCAUCUUUCGUGAUUCACCAGCGUUGUCCGUGGUGGUGUUUGAGUUAAAUCCAUGGCGUAUAGGAGGAGGCAGGGAGUGCCGAGGGCUUCUCCGUUUAAAGAAGAAAUUGGGAGCCCUUACAAUCCUCCUCCUCUGCCCGAUGAUAGCUCGUCGUCUUCGUCUGCCUCUUCGCUCGCUGCCAAAGCCAUUAGAGCAUCAUCUGCCUAUAGUGAUUCCUCUCUCUCCUUUGCCUAUGGUCAUUCUGGUCUCUCCUCUCCUCGGGACUCCAAGCCUACAGGAUCUUCUUCUCCAUCUUCAACGAAGGAUUCAUUUAGCUAUGAGUAUACAUCAAUGAAAAAAUUGAGUGAACCCAAACAAGGGUUUUGGGGAGUUUUGGCUAGGAAAGCUAAAGCCAUUAUUGAGGAUGAUAAUGCAGCCCAACAAUUUGAAACACCUACAAGAACAAGAAAGCAGAUGUCUGAUUCAGGAACAAGGGGUCAGGAUCCUGAACAUUCUCAUUCACCUCAUAGCAAUCGGAAGAUGGAAAAUCCUUCAUUGCAAAAGGGACUUGAUGCAAUUGCAUCGUCCCUUAAUUAUAUUGGUGGCACACUUGGGAAUGCUUUUGAGGAGGGUCGUACAAUUGUGGAAAAUCGGACUGCUGACAUCAUUCAGGAAACCCGCAAGCUGCAAAUAAGGAAAACGGGUAGCAAUUUCAAGGCUCAGAAUCAGGAUUCGAAUCCUAGUAGUAUGCAGCAGCAAUCCCAGAUGCAGACCCAUAGGCAACCCCAGAUGCAGUCUGAUUUAGAUAUCCAAUUGAAGGCCUCUCGCGACGUUGCAAUGGCAAUGGCUGCCAAAGCUAAACUUCUUCUCCGGGAACUGAAGACGGUCAAAGCAGACCUGGCUUUUGCAAAGGAGCGAUGUGCUCAGCUGGAAGAAGAAAAUAAAAUCCUUAGAGAGAGUCGUGAAAAAGGAGACAAUCCAGAAGAUGACGAUUUGAUAAGGCUUCAACUUGAGACACUUCUAGCUGAGAAAGCUCGAUUAGCACAAGAGAACUCAGUCUUUGCGCGGGAAAACCGCUUCCUGCGGGAGAUUGUUGAAUAUCACCAGCUCACCAUGCAAGAUGUUGUGUAUCUGGAUGAGGGCAGUGAAGAGGUCACUGAAGUUUACCCGGUCAAGGCAGCCACAUCCAAUCUGCAAUCCCUUGGAGCUACACCAACUUUAACCCUUUCCUCUCCAUCUGCUGCAGUUUCCCACAGCAUAAAUCCAAUAGUGACCCCAGAUGUCUCUCCUCUUCCCACACCAUCCUCGGAGCUUGCACAGGCUUCCCAAACUGUUGCCCCACCGAGCUCUUAUAUUCACAUCACAGAACAAGAAGAUUUGGAAAGACACUGAUUCAUUUUGCUUGGAUUGCACUGGAGUGGUUUCCCUGUUCUCAACAAAGGUUUGAGUUUGUAUCCAUGUCAUUUUCUUUUGGAAUUUUUUUUGAGUAUAUAUAUGUGGUGUUGUGUUUUUGCUCCUCGUGUGGCCAAUAUAUCAUUAUUUUGUAUCAUUGAUUGUUAUUUCUGUUGGGUUGUUAAUUUUUAUUAUACCAAGAAAAUGAUGUCUAUUUGGG
Ilex paraguariensis (yerba mate) is the source of this 1662-nucleotide messenger RNA. The record is from the annotation of a GenBank genome assembly. Lineage: Eukaryota; Viridiplantae; Streptophyta; Magnoliopsida; Aquifoliales; Aquifoliaceae.